GUAUAUUUUUUCCAUGAUGGAAUGGACAGAAUGAAACUGCUGGAUGAACUUAAGAAACUUUAUGAAAUCACAGAAAACGAAGAGAUGCUUGACUCGAGCUGGCCUGAAGACCACGUGUUUCAAGAGAUCUUGCAGACUGAUUUGAGUCCUCCUCAGGAAACAAAGGCAGAAGACAAUGGAAUAGAAGGAAACCAGGCUGCCUCCAUGCCGGACAUCAAGAGAAACCCCAGAGAAAGAAACGUGAUGACCAUUGUGCUGUUGGGACAGACCGGCAGUGGGAAAAGUGCGACUGGUAACACCAUACUGGCUAGGAGGCAGUUUGAAUCUCGUGCCAGUUCCACAGCCAUAACACAGAAAUGUGAGAGAGCAGAGGGAUUAGUAUGCGGGAUAAAGGUCAGCGUCAUCGAUACGCCAGAUUUCUUUGACGAAGAUCUAGAGAAUCCAGAGAUCCACAUUAAGAAGUGUAAAGAACUCUCUCAGCAGGAGCCUGUGGUGUAUUUACUGGUCAUGCACAUGGGCCGUUUCUCAGAGGGUGAGAGAGAGAGCGUCUCGAAUUUUCAGAAAAUAUUUGGCGAGGGUUUGGUCGAAAAGGCGAUCGUUCUGUUCACAGGCAAAGAGAAGCUCAAAGGUGGGAGUUUAGGUGACUACAUUAAACUUGCUGACCCUCAGCUUCGGCGGCUGAUAAAAACACUUGGUUUCAGAUAUCAUGCCUUUAGUAACGACGACAAAAGGCGUCACCAAGUAAAAAAGCUGAUGGAGAUGAUUAUGGAAAUGCUGGUCAAGCAAAACCAAGACAUAGAUGAACUCUACCCCAGUUAUAAGAAGUCAAACAACACAAACUGUGCAAUCUCAUAGGCCACACUUAAGGAAGGGACUGAAAGGUGUUCUAUGUGGUUUCUGUGAUGCCAUUGAAGAAGGACUUUGGUUUCUCAGAAGAACUUUUCAAUGGAUGGUUCUUUAAAGAAGAUCUACUUGGAAGUUGGUAUAGCACAUUUAGGUUCUUUAAGGAAAGUGUACCUUCACAUGAAGUAAAGGUUCUAUAUGCAUGUCCUAGUGUAGCACAGCAGAGUCUAUACUGAGAAGAUACCAAUUUAAUCAAUCAAUCAAUCAAUCAAUCAACAUUUAGACUAAAGGGUACAUUGAGAGUGACCCUCAUUUGCAAUAUUGUCCAACAUGAUAAGCAAAUAUACAGGCAUUGAAAACUAUACAACAAAAUAUGGUGAUAAAUUCAUGCAAAAUUAAAUUAAAUCAACCAAAACAAGUAAAUAUAAAAAUGAGAGUAUAUUUUUUAGGAAUAAAUUUCUGAUGUAAGUCAUUUAUACUUCUGUUUUAUUGUUUUGC
This is a messenger RNA of Colossoma macropomum (tambaqui), 1341 nucleotides long. RefSeq lists its product as uncharacterized. The record is from RefSeq and is a predicted model, not a curated record. Lineage: Eukaryota; Metazoa; Chordata; Actinopteri; Characiformes; Serrasalmidae. Gene Ontology annotation, molecular function: GTP binding. Bases 22 to 855 code for a protein of 277 amino acids. The transcript has 3 exons.